Messenger RNA from Globicephala melas (long-finned pilot whale), 1233 nucleotides. RefSeq names its product homeobox A10 (gene HOXA10). The record is from RefSeq and is a predicted model, not a curated record. Gene Ontology annotation, cellular component: nucleus. Gene Ontology annotation, molecular function: RNA polymerase II cis-regulatory region sequence-specific DNA binding; DNA-binding transcription factor activity, RNA polymerase II-specific. Lineage: Eukaryota; Metazoa; Chordata; Mammalia; Artiodactyla; Delphinidae. Gene Ontology annotation, biological process: regulation of transcription by RNA polymerase II.
AUGUCAGCCAGAAAGGGCUAUCUGCUUCCUUCGCCAAAUUAUCCCACAACAAUGUCAUGCUCGGAGAGCCCCGCCGCGAACUCUUUUUUGGUCGACUCGCUCAUCAGCUCCGGCAGAAGCGAGGCUGGCGGUGGUGGCAGCGGCGCGGGGGGCGGCGGCGGCGGCUACUAUGCCCACGGCGGGGUCUACCUGCCGUCGGCCGCCGACCUGCCCUACGGGCUGCAGAGCUGCGGGCUCUUCCCGGCUCUGGGAGGCAAGCGCAAUGAGGCGGCGUCGCCGGGCGGCGGUGGUGGCAGCGGGGGCCUGGGUCCCGGGGCUCACGGCUACGCGCCCGCGCCUAUAGAUCUGUGGCUGGAAGCGCCCCGGUCAUGCCGGAUGGAGCCACCCGAAGGGCCGCCGCCGCCGCAGCCCCAGCAGCAGCCGCCGCCCCCGCCACAACCACCCCAGCCCCCGCCGCAGGCCACCUCGUGCUCUUUCGCGCAGAACAUCAAAGAGGAGAGCUCCUACUGCCUCUACGACUCGGCUGACAAAUGCCCCAAAGGCUCGUCCGCCGCUGCCGAGAUGGGCCCCUUCCCGCGGGGCCCGCCGCCUGACGGCUGCGCCCUGGGCACCUCCAGCGGGGUGCCAGUGCCUGGCUACUUCCGCCUCUCUCAGGCCUAUGGCACCGCCAAGGGCUACGGCAGCGGCGGCGGCGCGCAGCAGCUCGGCGCCGGCCCGUUCCCUGCUCAGCCUCCGGGGCGCGGCUUCGACCCGCCACCCGCGCUCGCCUCCGGUUCUGCGGAUGCAGCCCGGAAGGAGCGAGCCCUCGAUUCGCCGCCGCCCCCCACGCUGGCCUGCGGUGGCGGCGGCGGGGGCUCGCAGGGCGACGAGGAGGCGCACGCGUCGUCUUCGGCUGCGGAGGAGCUCUCCCCCGCCCCUUCCGAGAGCAGCAAAGCUUCGCCCGAGAAGGACUCCCUGGGCAAUUCCAAAGGCGAAAACGCAGCCAACUGGCUCACUGCAAAGAGCGGCCGGAAGAAACGCUGCCCCUACACCAAGCACCAGACGCUGGAGCUGGAAAAGGAGUUUCUGUUCAACAUGUACCUUACUCGAGAGCGGCGCCUAGAGAUCAGCCGCAGCGUCCACCUCACGGACAGACAAGUUAAAAUCUGGUUUCAGAACCGCAGGAUGAAACUGAAGAAAAUGAACCGAGAAAACCGGAUCCGGGAGCUCACAGCCAACUUUAAUUUUUCCUGA